This is a messenger RNA of Acanthosepion pharaonis, 951 nucleotides long. Lineage: Eukaryota; Metazoa; Mollusca; Cephalopoda; Sepiida; Sepiidae. The record is from the annotation of a GenBank genome assembly.
AUGCAUUCUAUCUUGCAUCCACUUUUCUAUUUCUUUCAUUUAUUUCCUUCAUCUAUUAGUUCUGUUAUUUUCAUUCUUUUUCAUUCUUUUUUCAUUCAUUUUUCGUUCUUCUUUCACUUUCUAUCGAUUUUAUACAAUUUGACUUGUUUGUUUCUUUACCAGUUUAAACUUACUUGCUUUUUUGUUGUUUUUUUAACUUUUUCCUAUGUUUGUGUUUUCGUGUGCUUUUUUAUUUACAUUAUUUUCCUUCUUUUCUUUCUAUUUUUUUCCCUCAAUUACAUCCCCUGCCCCAUUUUUAUUGCUGGUAAUAUUUUUUAUUUAUCUAUCUAUCUAUCUAUCUAUCUAUCUAUCUAUAUAUCAAUCUAUCUAUCUAUCUCAUUUGGUUUGGUUUGUUUGACGGUAUAUAUGUACCACAAUGGAUUAUUUAAUACCGACAAAAUUUUACUACUGGUAAUCUAUCUAUCUAUCUAUCUAUCUAUCUAUCUAUCUAUCUAUCUAUCUAUCUAUCUAUCUCAGUACAUAUCAGUUUCGUUUGAUUUUACUACUGGUAAUCUAUCUAUCUAUCUAUCUAUCUAUCUAUCUAUCUAUCUAUCUAUCUAUCUAUCUAUCUAUUUCACCUUACUCUCCAAUAUAUAUCUCAAGGCUUAUUUCAUUCAUUCUGCUGUCAUUUUUCAUUACCACGUUCAUAAAGUUGCAUAUUUUUCUUUUUCUUAUUCCUCAAUUUAUUCUUCACUUCUCUCUUUACAGAAUUGUUCUUUUCGGUUCCAUUCUUUUAGGCAUUCGUCUCUUUAUUUCUCCCUUGAAAGUUCUAUUUAUCUGCCUUGUAAAAAGUUUUUUUCAUAUCCCUUCCUUCCAAUUUUUAUCUCGUUACCUUUUCAUUUAUUUUUUGAAUGUUUUUCUUUCUUAUUUUUUCUCUUAUUCAUUCAUUUAUAUCUUCCCUCUUUUCCUUGA